AUGGUUGAUAGUAGUAGCUAUAGCAGGAAGAGAAUCAUUACUGAAGGCGACAUCAUCUCUCUUUUGCUGAGGUAUGAUAUGAAGACGAUUCUGAGAAUGCUGCAGGAGAUGGCCUAUUAUUCCGAAUUCAAGAUGGAUUGGAAUGAAUUGGUGAAGAAGACCACUACAGGAAUUACCAAUGCUAGAGAGUAUCAGUUGCUAUGGCGACAUCUUUCGUAUCGGGAACCACUCCUCCCUGUGGAAGAUGAUGCUCAACCUCUGGAUGAUGAUAGUGACAUGGAGUGCGAAUUGGAAGCUUCCCCUGCAGUUAGCCAUGAAGCAUCAGUGGAGGCUAUUGCGCAUGUCAAAGUGAUGGCUACUUCGUAUGUGCCAAGUGAGUCCGAUAUACUCGACGACUCAACAGUUGAGGCUCCCUUGACUAUAAACAUACCUUAUGUUCUGCCUGAGGGGACUAAAGAACCAUCAGAGUCUCCGUGGUCCUCAAGAGGGAUGAAUAUUACCUUUCCGGUUUGUCUUCAGAAAUCUACAUCUACCGAGAGGGUGAAUGGAAAUAAUUCAGCUUGUAGUAGCAUGGCUUGUCGGAGGAAAAGGAAAAAAUGGUCUGCUGAGGAGGAUGAGGAGCUGUUCGCCGCUGUAAAGCGAUGUGGUGAAGGCAACUGGGCACAUAUCGUUAAGGGAGACUUUAGAGGAGAAAGAACCGCCUCCCAACUCUCGCAGAGGUGGGCGCUUAUAAGAAAAAGGUGUCAUACUUCGACAAUGAUUUCAUCUUGUGGCAUCACAGAAACACAAGUUAUUGGGGCCAGUUCUUCUCAAGGUCAACAAUAGUCCAAACCAGUUGUUCUAGCAUUGCCGCGGGCAGCAACAUCAGUUCCAGCUUCAAAAUCUCGAGUUGUUAAAAAAACAACAGCACACUCCAUUUCCAGAUUAGAUCUUAUGGUAACAGCUAAUUCAGUGGCUGUUGCAGCAUGCACGGGUGGCGUAUCAGCUGCUGCAUCAGUACCAAAGGUCGAACCUAAAAAAACUUAUGCUCCAUUAGUACCAAAGACAGAACCUGUAAAAAUUGCUUCUACAGCCUGCAUGCCUCAGCCCUCAGGUAGUCUCUCUGUGCCAAAGGUUGAACCAGGAACGAAUGUUACCUCGUCUAGUAUCAUUAAAGCGGUUGGACCUACGAAUGCACUACCGUUAGCUAUUGGAGAAUUGAAACCUGUGACGACUUUAUCCUCUUCAAACAAAUGUCCUCUCAUGGCUCCUCGUUAAGCAGGAUCGGCAAUGCUUUCUGCUUCUGCCCCCUGUGCAUCUGAAUCGAGUAUAGUCUACAAUCAGAGAGUUUUUGCAGCCUCUGUCCCAGCUAUUGUAUUACAACUAAAGCCAGCUGCUGAGAUUGUCACCUGCAAACUAGAUGGUGGACAGAAAGAGCAAGCUCGUGUAAAUGGAGCAAGCUCAUCGGCUGCAAUCCAGCCAAAUCAAAUGACCUCACCAAACUCGGAGAUUAGCAGGGAAAAACAGGCUACACAGGUGCAGUCCCAUAAUCUUUUGCCUAGGAAAAUUCCAGUAGUUCAGACUGCUGUUCACGGUGACACUAACAAAAAUUUGGUGGAUAAACCAUCUGAUAAGACUGUAAUACCAUCCGUCAGAGGAGCUGGUUCACAAUCUAAAGCCAAAUGUGAAAUAAACAAUAAGGUUGGACAGGCGAUCAAAGUCAGUGGUGUAUGUGGACAAUCUCCAAAGGUUGCAACUGUGGCAGGGACCCGACAGGGUGUUUAGUUCUUUGAUAGAAUUUUCGGUGACUUUAGUUUGGAGUUUUCAUUUUUAAUUUUUGUUAGAUGACUGAAAGAAAGAUAUGAUGUAAAGGAGGCCCUUCAGUA
This is a messenger RNA of Capsella rubella, 1865 nucleotides long. RefSeq lists its product as uncharacterized. NCBI's taxonomy places the organism in Eukaryota, Viridiplantae, Streptophyta, Magnoliopsida, Brassicales, Brassicaceae. The record is from RefSeq and is a predicted model, not a curated record. The transcript is spliced from 5 exons.